AUUUUGCAAUCCAAUUAGACGUCUGGCGAACUUGCUGUGAUGUAACGCGUUCAAAACAACACUUUUUAAAACAUUUACACUGCGAAAGACACUGAAUUCACAAAAUUUACGGAGUGCACGAGAGACCCCGAAAAAUCCAAGUCCUCCAUUAGUAUCGAUCGGUAAGCGCGGUAUGUGGACCGUAUAAACUUCAUACCAAGGGGUCGCCAUUUUGUACGAGUCUGCGCGGUGUGGUUUUCGUAUGGAAAGGGAAAUCGCCCCUCUGCCUGAGGGGGGACCGGAAUCGAAGCUUUGAAUUAGACAAGAUGUUCCGUAAGUCGUUUCUACAACAGUUGCGCUUCGCACACAGCACAGUGUCGGAAAAUAGUCGACCGUACUGGAAAAAGAAUCCGCAUCUGGACACGAUAAUCCGCGUGGACCAUGCAGGCGAGCUGGGCGCCGACCGCAUCUACGCGGGGCAGAUGGCGGUGCUGGGCAACACCCCUGAGGGCCCGCUCAUCCAGCACAUGUGGGACCAAGAGAAAAAGCACCGCGCCAAGUUCGAGGACCUCAUCAACGAGUACAGAGUGCGACCCACUGCUCUCACACCGAUAUGGAAUGUGGCGGGUUUCGUACUUGGCGCCGGGACCGCGCUACUUGGCAAAGAAGCAGCAAUGGCUUGCACCGUAGCAGUCGAGACCGUCAUAGUGGACCACUACAACGACCAGCUCCGAACUCUCAUGGAGGACCCCAACAUCGACAAAGACAUACUGGAGACCAUCACCAAGUUCCGCAAUGAGGAGCAGGAACACCACGACACUGGUAUUGACCACGGCGCCGAACAAGCUCCCUUCUACAAGGCUUUGACUGAGGUUAUCAAGACUGGUUGCAAAGCUGCCAUCGCUAUUUCCAAAAAGGUCUAAAUUUAUGAUGAUUGAUUUCAAUGUAUGCAAUGGUUAAUGUUGGUGUUUUGUUUGUUAUCCGUUUUACAUAAAUAUAAGUAUGUGUUGCAA
Trichoplusia ni (cabbage looper) is the source of this 992-nucleotide messenger RNA. It is a transcript of the gene Coq7, whose product is annotated as 5-demethoxyubiquinone hydroxylase, mitochondrial. NCBI's taxonomy places the organism in Eukaryota, Metazoa, Arthropoda, Insecta, Lepidoptera, Noctuidae. The coding region runs from base 306 to 902 and encodes 198 amino acids. Gene Ontology annotation, biological process: ubiquinone biosynthetic process; determination of adult lifespan; regulation of reactive oxygen species metabolic process. The transcript has 4 exons. Gene Ontology annotation, molecular function: 3-demethoxyubiquinol 3-hydroxylase activity. The record is from RefSeq and is a predicted model, not a curated record. Gene Ontology annotation, cellular component: nucleus; mitochondrial inner membrane.